AUGUCGUCCUUUACGCAGACGCUCAUCGCCUCGGACCCCGCAGGCCACCAGCGCGCCACGCAGUCUCCCUUUCUGCAGCGCGCCGCCGCGGGCACGCUCUCCAAGGCGCUGCUCGGCCGCUGGCUCGCCAACGACCGUCUCUACAUUCACGGGUACAUACGCGCGGCUGGGCGCCUCUUGUCGUUUCUGCGCCUCCCCGAAGCAGUCUCACACGAGGACCGCAACGACAACGACAACGACAACGACGACGAUGACGAUGACGAUGCCGCCGAGGCUCUACUCGCGUGGGUCGUCGACGCGCUCGUCAAUAUCCAGCGCGAAUCCCGCUUCUUCCUCUCCACCGCCGCGCAGUACGGCUUGGACGUCAACUUACCCAUUGAUGCCACCACCGGCCGCGUGCCGGCCGCGGCCAAGCUCGACGGGCUGCGGCGCUUCGAGGCGCUUUUCGACGGGCUGCAGUCAUCCACGGACGAGGGGCCGCUGCCGUGGCUCGAGGCCGCAGUGCUGUUUUACGCGACGGAGCGGUGCUACCUGGAUGCGUGGACGUGGGCGGCCUCGCAGAUGGACGGCGCGAAAGACGGCGCGGAGGAUGAGGAUGGCGGCGCGGUGAGGCGGGCGUUUAUCGACAACUGGACCAGCGCCGAGUUUGCGGCGUUUGUGGAGAGGUUGGCCGCGGUGAUUGACGGCGCGGUAAGGGCGCAGGGCGAGGACGCGCAGGAGGCGCUGCGGCGGAGAGGGAUGGUGAUGUGGAGGGCGGUGCUGGAGGCGGAGGCGGCGUUUUGGCCGGCUGUCGAUGGGUCUUGA
Messenger RNA from Beauveria bassiana ARSEF 2860, 804 nucleotides. RefSeq names its product transcription regulator PAB1642. The transcript has a single exon. Bases 1 to 804 code for a protein of 267 amino acids. The record is from RefSeq and is a predicted model, not a curated record. NCBI's taxonomy places the organism in Eukaryota, Fungi, Ascomycota, Sordariomycetes, Hypocreales, Cordycipitaceae.